Neltuma alba is the source of this 1765-nucleotide messenger RNA. RefSeq names its product histone deacetylase 9. The record is from RefSeq and is a predicted model, not a curated record. Bases 213 to 1505 code for a protein of 430 amino acids. NCBI's taxonomy places the organism in Eukaryota, Viridiplantae, Streptophyta, Magnoliopsida, Fabales, Fabaceae. Gene Ontology annotation, biological process: epigenetic regulation of gene expression. Gene Ontology annotation, cellular component: nucleus. The transcript is spliced from 14 exons. Gene Ontology annotation, molecular function: histone deacetylase activity.
UUCGGGGCCCAAAAAUAGUCUCUUUGAAACUUGCAAGAUCGUCGCUGCCGCACUGCGAAGAGACGGCGGCGAUUAAGCUCUGCGAAUUACCAGCUGGUGAUAAUGGGGAGGACUAGGGGCGGCACAGUUCUGAGGUGACCGGCCACGGGGUUGCCGAUAUUGUAGGCAUAUUCUUCUUCGAUAUUCCUGCAGUAACCACACUUUAUGUGACAAUGCGCUCCAAGGACCGGAUCUCUUACUUCUACGAUGGUGACGUGGGCAGCGUUUACUUUGGGCCAAACCAUCCAAUGAAGCCUCACCGUCUUUGCAUGACUCAUCAUCUUGUCCUCUCAUACGAACUUCAUAAGAAGAUGGAAAUUUAUCGUCCGCACAAGGCUUAUCCUGUUGAGCUUGCCCAGUUUCAUUCAGCUGAUUAUGUUGAGUUUUUGCACAGGAUUACGCCUGACACUCAGCAUUUGUUCUCGAAUGAAUUGGCCAAAUAUAAUCUUGGAGAAGAUUGCCCUGUAUUUGACAACUUAUUUGAAUUUUGUCAGAUUUAUGCGGGUGGAACCAUAGAUGCUGCACGUCGAUUAAACAAUCAACUCUGUGACAUUGCUAUAAAUUGGGCUGGUGGACUACACCAUGCCAAGAAAUGCGAAGCGUCUGGAUUUUGUUACAUCAAUGACUUGGUUUUGGGGAUCUUGGAGCUUCUUAAAUAUCAUGCUCGUGUUUUAUAUAUUGAUAUAGAUGUCCACCAUGGUGAUGGAGUAGAAGAAGCCUUCUACUUCACUGACAGGGUAAUGACCGUUAGUUUUCACAAGUAUGGAGAUAUGUUCUUUCCGGGAACUGGUGAUGUCAAGGAAAUAGGAGAAAAAGAGGGCAAGUUUUAUGCCAUUAAUGUACCCCUUAAAGACGGAAUAGAUGAUCCUAGCUUCAAUCGGCUUUUCAAGACAAUUAUUUCUAAGGUUGUUGAAAUAUAUCAACCUGGCGUGAUAGUUCUCCAAUGUGGGGCAGAUUCGCUUGCUGGAGACCGUCUGGGAUGCUUCAAUCUUUCCAUUGAUGGUCAUGCUGAGUGUGUUAGAUUUGUAAAGAAAUUCAAUUUGCCUUUACUGGUCACUGGAGGUGGGGGAUACACAAAAGAGAAUGUCGCUCGGUGUUGGACUCUUGAGACUGGUGUUCUUCUCGAUACAGAACUUCCAAAUGAGAUCCCUCAGAAUGAUUACAUCAAAUAUUUUGCUCCAGAAUUUUCCUUGAAGAUUCCCAAUGGGCACAUAGAGAAUUUAAAUAGUAAAUCAUAUCUUAGCACCAUCAAAAUGCAAGUCUUGGAAAAUCUCCGUUACAUUCAACAUGCUCCAAGUGUACAAAUGCAGGAGGUCCCUCCGGAUUUCUACAUUCCUGAUUACGAUGAAAAUGAGCAAAACCCUGAUGAGCGCAUUGAUCAGCACACUCAAGACAAGCAAAUCCAGCGGGAUGAUGAAUUUUAUGAAGGUGACAAUGACAACGAUCAUCACAUGGAUGAUGUAUGAAGUUUGCCCCAGCUUUGUGUAUUCUCUUGGGGGAAGAUUGAGUUAUGAAUAUUAUGAAGUUUGACUUAGGGAAGGAAAUUGUAAUUAGAUUCAAAUACUCAGUUGUUACCAAGGGUGGGAAAAAAGCAGUGGUAUUUAUGUGAGAAAUUCUCGCUUCCGAUGUAUUCUUUGUAAAUUUUCCCUGGAGUUUUGUUUGUUUCUUUUACGAAGGGCAUUUCUCCGUAACUUGAUAGAUAGUGUAACUGCUGAGCUCUGCGCAA